Molecule: messenger RNA, 2899 nt
Organism: Oncorhynchus tshawytscha (Chinook salmon)
Lineage: Eukaryota; Metazoa; Chordata; Actinopteri; Salmoniformes; Salmonidae
Exons: 6
Coding region: 349-2799 (816 amino acids)
Biological process (GO): sperm capacitation
Cellular component (GO): cytoplasm; sperm fibrous sheath
Molecular function (GO): calcium ion binding
Source: RefSeq, a predicted model, not a curated record
UAAUGCCGAUAACAUCGGUCUUGUGGUUUAAUUUAUGCCCAUAUGAAGAAAAAAAACUUUCUUCGAUUAGUUGGCCACCAUAUGGAGGAGGCGGGAGGCAAGUUCAGAUGCCAUGCAUUGUGAUCUAAAGCUGACGCAUAAUAAUGCCUUUCCAAUGUGGACCACGCCCGUUAUUAUGACGAACUGCUUAUUUCGAAAUUCGUUUUACCGUUUUAUUACAUUGUUACCUCUAUUGGUAAAGUAAUUUGACAUCAUAUUGUUUUGCGUUUAUAAUACGGGAAUUGAAAAGAGGACAGUUUCUUCGCAGAGAGAAUUCUCUCUAUGAGGUGAUGCUCCAUUGAAGCCGAGAUGUCCUACAGCUAUCCCGCCAAAGUCAACGUGCCUCCGGGUUUGAGGACGCUUUUGGAAGGCCUCAGUCGGGCGGUAGUGAAAAGGCGGCCAGAUUACAUCUCACAGUUUGCUCAGUUGUACUUUGCUGAGCUCUUGCGCUUCAGGACAGAAAAUCCAACUCUUGCUAUCAAAGCCCUCGUGAGAGAAUUCAAUACAACUAAAGUGCCUAAGUUACCAAGUCAUGGCAUUGGAACUGUGAUUGCUCCACUGGCAGUUCAGAAUGAAAGUGCCACAGCAGUCUCUUCUGGUGGUCCAUAUGUCCAACCAUGUGGAGUUCACCCUCCAGUCGGUAUUUUCCCAACCCUUCCCAGUAUUCCAGGAGUGGAGGAGCAGCGUGCUGAGCAGCCCUGGAUCCACAGCCAGGACAUUCUGUACACUGUCUCAACAUUGCCUGUUCUAUCAGACUCAAUUGAAGCUUCAGAAGUAACUUCCCUAGCAAGCCAAUACCUCAAUGACAAUGGCCUUCAGAGCCUUCUGCAGACAGGUAUCUCUAACGUGUCCCCUCACCCCAUCUCAGCAGAGCAGACCGAUGAUGUAGUCGUCUUCCGCAGGAAAUCCAGCACUGAAUGCAUGACGGCUGACUGUGACAUCAACUCUGCUGCUUCAGACCGGACCCGGCGAACCGAGUCAGCUCUCUUCGAGAGGGUCCCACUGAGUGAGAUCGAUCUCAUAUCCAAUGCUGUUCUGAUCAGGACACCUUCUGUGCCCUGUGAGUACAUGAUUGUGGUGCAGUCAGACAAUGUCCCAGAGACCAUAGUGUUUCAGAGAGACUCAUCAGUCAGUAAGAAAAUGAGGAAUGCUCGAGCAGCAGCUGGUGGUGCUGCCACUGGUGCACCGGGCAACGCCCAGUCUGACUGCACACCCUGUUUGACCCCGCCUAUAGCCCCAUCACAAAUGGUCAAAGAUCAGCCAGCCACCAAAUUGGUCACGCCCUUAGUGGUGACUGAGGACCCUCCGCUUUUUGGUGGUGGAAAUAAGGCUGUCUUAACCCAACUUGGUUGGAAUCCACUUUUACCUGGAGACAAUUCUUUCUACAAGCACAUGGACGUAAAUAAAGCAUUACCUGAUGCAAAUGCCUACAACCCCUACAUGAAUGAAAUGAUAGUGGAUCAAAUGAAUGGGGUGAACUUUGGUAUUUUACCCAAGGUGUCAGAUGAGAUGACAGGCUUCAAUGUUAUGGGCCCACCCACCUUCAUGCCACCAGGUGUUUCAGCAGCAGAAGAAAUAAGUGCUUCUAGUUUAGUGUAUCCUCCGAUUUCAGCUGGACAGGAGGCUAAUACACUCUGUUUGGUGCUCCCGACGAUUUCCAUUGCUCAAGAAAGUGGAGCACUCCCAUUGCUUAGCCCACCAUCUAUCUCAAAGCCACAAGCCAUUACAGUCCCCAGUGUGAUGUGCCCAGCCAUCUCACAACCAGAGGAAACAAAGACCUCCAAGGCAGUUGAAAUAGAGGCCCUCCGAUCAAUGUACCCUCCUAUUGUGCCACCCAGUUUACCAAACCCAUCUGUACCAGCUCCACAGGAAACAACAGCCACUCUGCUUAAUGCCCCAUUUUUGGCCCAGGAGGAAGCAAGACCCCCUUCAUUGCCACUCACCCAGGCCCCAGUUGCCCACAUGCAUCAGUGCACUGGUCAGAAUGCACUAGCAUUUCAUGUGAAUGAGGAGAGCAGAAGAACACCAUAUAUGAUUCCAUUGGUCUCCCAAAGCAUUAUGGGAGUGACACAGAUGUAUGUUCAACCACAACAACCCCAGUUCAUUCACAGCUGGUCCAGAGAAGCAGAUUCACAAAGGCCAUGUAACACAGCGCCUACUGCGGCCAUGCCAGAGUGCCAGUAUGUUAGACCUGAAGCAUGUGGUAGCAGCUGGAGACCUUGCCACCUGGCACGCCCUGAGUUUAUGGCCGGGAUGCCAACAGCUGUGGCUUGCCCAGGAGGAUCUAGGACUGUGAUUGGCUGUGGGCAAGAGCAAGGCUACCUCCCUGACCAGGCCAACUUGCCAAUGCACCAGGACUUUGGGCCCCGGUUCAGCUCCCAUCACAUACGUAUGUGUGGUGCCAACUUGUUUCAAACCCUCUGCCCCAUGAGUGGUGCCUACAUGCCAGUCAAACCCUCAGACCAUCGCUGCUGCCAGGCUGCCCCUGAUGUGGUCCUUCCACACUAUGCACUGAUCAACAGCCCAACUCACGGUGUUGCCUCUUAUCUUUGCCCUACUCCAUCAUCCAUGCAGCCCCAGGGUUUUGCCUAUGAUUCUGUCCACAUGUAUGGUCCCCACAGUGAAACUGUAAAUGCAAUGUCAUCCACCUUCAAUGUGAGGGCCCAUGCAGGCCACCAGCAAGGGACAACAGAACACUGCAGAGAGCCCAGUAAUAUGCCAAUGGGUGAACAUCCAAAUGAGCAGAAUUAUUCUGGUUAAUGACAGCACAUCGCCAGGAAUGAACAACUUAUUUAAUUUGUUCCUGAAAACAUACUGAACACCUUCAACAUUCUGCAAUAAACAUAGCUAUCUUAUGAAA